Molecule: messenger RNA, 2304 nt
Organism: Microstroma glucosiphilum
Lineage: Eukaryota; Fungi; Basidiomycota; Exobasidiomycetes; Microstromatales; Microstromataceae
Product: WD40 repeat-like protein
Exons: 2
Coding region: 48-2234 (728 amino acids)
Cellular component (GO): mRNA cleavage and polyadenylation specificity factor complex
Molecular function (GO): protein binding
Source: RefSeq, a predicted model, not a curated record
CUUCUGGGAUCCACUUCCUUCCUGAACGACGACGUCACCUCAGAGCCAUGGCAGAGGUCAUGGCAAGUUCGAGCGUGGCUGGUACCGCCAACGGCAUAGCCGUAGCCAACGGCCACGAUGCCGAGGUGAACGACCAAGCUGGGCCUUCCCAAGUCGCUUCAGGCUCUUCCGCCCACCGGUACCGCUUCCGCCCAACACGGCACCUCUACGAGCCUCCUCAGCCUCCACCACUGGACCACAAGGUCGAAGAGGAAGCGGCUGCGCAGGCAGCUGCUCUCGCAGCAGGCUUCGAAGGCAGAAAGAUGAGAAGAUUUCUGCAGAGGCGGACGGUCGAUUACAUGGGAUCAUGGAUGAAGUACAGGGAUCAGAGGAUGCGGACAAGUACACCCAGAGGAGACUACUACCUCAAGCCCAGUCCACAUUGGGUUGUCGAUCUUCUCCCCGCUUCAGCAACGUGCUCUCCUGCAUCCUCAGCUGCUCCUCACUUAGUCCAUACCUCGACCAAUAAAAUUCGAACACCAGUCAAUUGCGUGACCUGGCUGCCAUCCUCACGACGUCUCCUCACAGGCUCCUCUUCGGGCGAGUUCACCCUCUGGAAUGGUCUCACUUUCAACUUCGAGACUAUUCUGCAAGCCUGCGACAACGGCGUCCGUGACCUGCAAUGGUCUCACUCUGGCAACCUCCUCCUGUCUGGAGACGCGGGAGGGACCGUCAAAUAUUUUUUGCCCAACAUGAACAACGUUCUGGCCAUUGAUGCGCAUAGAGAGUCUAUCAGGGGGAUCAGCUUCUCGCCCGACGACGCGAGGUGGAUCAGUGGGAGCGACGACUCCACCAUAAAGAUUUUCAAUACAGAGAGAGGUCUGGAAGAAUCAGUCCUCAAGGGUCACGGCUGGGAUGUCAAAUGCGUGCAGUGGCAUCCUUUCAAGGGACUCAUUGCCAGUGGUGGAAAGGACAAUCUCGUCAAAUUCUGGGAUCCGCGGAGAGGAGGCAGAGAGAUCGGAACAUACCACGGCCACAAGAACACGAUCCAAGCACUAGAGUUCUCCCCCAACCACGUCUCGAACUCAGAGCUGCUAGCAUCGGCUUCCAGAGACCAGACAGUCAAGCUGUACGAUCUGCGCAUGAUAAAAGAGUACAUGACGCUCAAGGCUGCGCCUGUGGAAGGCGGCAGUGCGGAGACGGGUGGGGUGUGCUCGCUCUCCUGGCACCCUUCGGCUCCUCUCCUCUCUUCGGGUCUGUCGACGGGAGUACUUCAGCACCACUCCCUACUGCCAUCUGCCACACCUGAUCUACCGAUCAGUACGGUUCCGCAAGCGCACGACCAGUCCAUCUGGGCGAUGAGCUGGCACCCGCUAGGCCAAAUCCUCGCUACAGGAGGCAACGACUGUUUCACCCGCUGGUGGCAGCGCGAGCGAUUGGAGGAGGGAGACCUCAAGGCUGUCAAGGACCAAGAGGGUGGAGUUCUGGGCGAGGGUGUGCCAAGCAGAAGCAGGAGAGAUAGAGGCGCAUAUGCAGAUGACGAUGACGACGGGGAUGCCAAUUCUAGCUUCAUUCCUGGACUCGGAGGAGCAGGCCCACCCAGAGGAGCUGUCGGAGGUGCUCCUGGCGCGGGUGCAGGAGGAAGUGGGACCCGCGACGACUUCCAGAGAAGAGAUCGACCUCCUCCUCCUCCGGGCUUUGGCUUUCAGGAAGAAUUCUCUCGACCCACUCCUCCCACGUCGGCUCCUCCUCCUCCUCUUGGCUACGGCAAUGGAGGCGGCAUGGGUGGGGCACCGCCUCCUCGGGCUACAGGUGCGAACGUUGGGGCCCGGGACGCUGGGUGGGGAAGGAGUCGGCCCGGAGGCGGGAACGAGGGCGGCGGUGGGGGCGAGUAUGGUGGAGAGGUUCAGCAAGGCGCAUAUGGCGGGCAAGUCCAGGCCUACGGACAACAGCAGCAACAGCAGGGAGGAUAUUCGCCAGCACCUGGACCUCCUCCCCAACUCCAACAGAACUUUCAACGCCCCCAGAACGGCGCGUAUGGAGGCGCAGCACCAAGUGUGGGUGCGGGAAGUUUCGCUCUGCCUGGACUGGGCAGCGGAGGGCCUCCGCCUGGUGGCGCUGGGUUCCCUGGAUUUGGAGGACAAGGCGGUCAAGGGCCUCAACAACCCCCUCAGGGCAAUUAUGGGUAUGGAUCUCAGCAAAACUAUCAGCAGCAGCAGCAGCAAGGCAGAGGAGGGUACGGCUACGGCAGAUGAAGUCACAAUAUCGAGGCGCGCAAGACUUCUCUGUUCGUUUUCAAUGUAAUUGUAUCAAUUUCACGUGGAG